GGAAAGCCGGGGUGUCCGGGGCAUGAGCGGGCCGUGGGGGACCGAGGGGCCUCGGUGCCAGGCGGCGCUCGCGGUCCUGGCCUCGCUGUGCCGGGCCCGGCCGCCCCCUCUCGGGCUGGACUUGGAGACUUGUCAGAGCUUCGAGCUGCAGACCCCAGAGCGGAGUCCGAGCGCGGUCAACGCAGGCACCUCUGUCAGCCUCCUCGCAGUGGUAGUUAUUGUGUGUGGUGUGGCCCUGGUGGCAGUUUUUCUUUUUCUUUUUUGGAAGCUGUGUUGGACGCCUUGGAGGAGCAAGGAGGCCUCCAGUCCCUCUUCUGCUAACAUCCUCCCAGAAGCCCUCCAGAGCCCCAGCUCCAGAGGCAACAUGGCCGACAAGCUGAAGGACCCCCAUGCCCUGGGCUUCCUGGAGGCAGCGGUAAAGAUCAGCCAUACGUCCCCAGAUAUUCCAGCCGAGGUGCAGAUGUCAGUCAAAGAACACAUCAUGCGUCACACGCGGCUGCAGAGACAGACCACAGAGCCAGCAUCAUCCACCAGGCACACAUCGUUCAAGCGCCACCUGCCCCGGCAGAUGCACGUGUCCAGCGUGGACUAUGGCAACGAGCUGCCACCGGCCGCGGAGCAGCCCACCAGCAUCGGCCGCAUCAAGCCCGAGCUCUACAAGCAGAAGUCGGUGGAUGGGGAUGAUGCCAAACCCGAGACCUCCAAGAGCUGCGGGAAGAUUAACUUCAGCCUGCGCUACGACUACGAGAGCGAGACCCUGAUCGUGCGGAUCCUGAAGGCCUUCGACCUCCCUGCCAAGGACUUUUGUGGCAGCUCCGACCCUUACGUCAAGAUCUACCUCCUGCCCGACCGCAAAUGCAAGCUGCAGACCCGCGUGCACCGCAAGACCCUGAACCCCACCUUCGAUGAGGACUUCCACUUCCCGGUGCCCUACGAGGAGCUGGCCGACCGCAAGCUGCACCUCAGUGUCUUCGACUUCGACCGCUUCUCGCGCCAUGACAUGAUCGGGGAGGUCAUCCUGGACAACCUCUUUGAGGCCUCCGACCUCUCCCGGGAAACCUCCAUCUGGAAGGACAUCCAGUACGCCACGAGUGAAAGCGUGGACUUGGGAGAGAUCAUGUUCUCCCUCUGCUACCUGCCCACAGCGGGCAGGCUCACCCUCACAGUGAUCAAGUGUCGGAACCUCAAGGCGAUGGACAUCACAGGAUACUCAGAUCCAUACGUCAAAGUGUCCCUGCUGUGUGACGGGCGGAGGCUGAAGAAGAAGAAAACCACCAUAAAGAAGAACACCCUCAAUCCCAUCUACAAUGAGGCCAUCAUCUUUGACAUUCCUCCGGAGAACAUGGACCAAGUCAGCCUGCUCAUCUCAGUUAUGGACUAUGACCGGGUGGGUCACAAUGAGAUCAUAGGAGUCUGCAGUGUGGGGAUCAGCGCCGAUGGCCUGGGCAGAGACCACUGGAAUGAGAUGCUGGCCUACCCGCGGAAGCCCAUCGCCCACUGGCACUCCUUGGUGGAGGUAAAGAAAUCCUUCAAAGAGGGCAACCCUCGGUUGUGAUUGCAUUCACGUGGAUGCUGCAAGCAGAGACUGCCAACCGGAGUUAGGAUGGCACGGCCGAGCUGCCAGUUUCGACAGCGAGAGCUCAAGUCCCUCUCCGAAGCCACCUCCGACACCGUGAGCGGCACACCCGAGCGAUACACAUGGGGCUCAGCACCGUUCUUUUUGCACUUGUUCAACCGUCUCAACAGUGUUGUGCAAUAGCAGCGGCCAGGUGGCAUGUGGCUCACUGCGGUCUUAACUGCUCCUGUGUAGGUCACGGCCGAGACACUUGUCGUGUGGUCAGAUCUGUCUUCGUCUUUUCUGUCUCCCAAGGUGAUUUUUUUUUUUGUGGCUUUCAACAUUUUAUAGAUCGGCUGUCAAAAAAGAAGAAGAAAAAAAAAGUAGGAAAAAAAUGAAAAGUAGACAGCCCAGAAGUUGGUUCAACAAAAUACAAUGGGACAUAGUUGUCUUUUGGGGGGACACGGUUUGAAGUUCUGGAAUUUUGUGUCUCCACCGAGCUCCACUACGCUGGAGAAGAUGGAAGUCGGCUGGAGCUAUGGCUGCUUUCUCGUGGUCUGCAGGAAUGAUGCAGACUAGUCCAAGGGCCUUUCCAAGGCUGAGUAUGAGUCUUGGAAGCUCUUCGCUGAUGUGACGUAAGCUGAGAAACGGGCUCCAGGUCCCACGUUGAAACCACAAAUGCCCUGUGGUGUCUGUGAACCUACUUCAGCGGGUCGUGCAGGGUUCCUCACUCCCCUUCCCCAGUGACUUCCUUCAUGAUUUGAAAAUGUCCUGAUUCCCCAGGAGAACUCAGUCACUUCCUUUGGGAAAGAGUGUGCUGAAACCAAACAUGCCACAUGUUUCCUUGCGCCUCACAGUUCAUGGCUGUAUUUGUUUGGAAAACAGGACCUUUGAUCUCAAAAAUACCCUUUGUUGUAAAGAAAAGGAGUUACCUGUGUCCCAGAAUGAUGUCUGCAUUAUCCAUGGCUUUCCAAUCCCCAGCAAGUAUCAAGUAGCUGUUUAAAAUGCCUACACAGAUCAAAGAAAAACCCAGAUAAAAAAAUGUUUUCUGAAUAGGCAGUUUUGAAAUCCAAGUAAUCGUUGGAGUUCAUGUUUCUAUGAAACCCAGUCAGCUUAAGCCUACAUCAGCCCCUCUUGAUGCUGGGACAAUAUUCAUCUUACACUUUAGUUCUAUAAAUUCCUAAGUACUCCAGUGUUUCUUUGUUUCAGUGGUAAUGAAGGGUUUUGUUUUGUUUUGUUUUCCUUUAGAUUUCUACCUUAGGCCAAAUUCAGUUUAGUAAAAAAAAAUGUUUAAACUAUUCUGUAUUGUAAUAGUGCAUUUUUGUUGAGUUAAUAGUGGCCUUCCCACCAACCCCCUAUAACUAGGUUGAUUUGCGCAUCAGUCUGUAUAGCCCUGGUAAAUGUGUGGAAGUGAGUCUCCACUUCCCUUUGUGACUAGACAAUGCUAAUUUCCAGAGCUGUGUGUGUGACUUACGAGAGGCAAGUCUGCCCAAGAACCCUUUCUCUAGACAGUGGAUGGUCAAGAAUGUAAAAACUAUUCAUACAUACACCCUGUAUCUUAUUCUUUCUAUAUGUCACAUGCUUUAGGAACUGCAACUCAAUAAAGUAACCUUCAUUUUAAGCCAAGUUAUCAGGUUUCUCAUAUAACUUUGAAUAGUAUCUUCUAGACCUAAAGAUGACUAGGUUGGGCAUGAGGUGACAGGAUAUUGUGGCAAAAGAAGUUUUCGGCUUAGAAAAGUAAAUGUAGGUAAACCCAAACUUCACCCUGUACUGAGCCUUAGGCUAGGGGCAGUUGUGCCAUGGGCAUAAAGAUGUUUUCUCCCCAAAUGUCUUGUAGUCAAUAGCUUUCUUAGGCAGUCCUGCAGCUAGAUAGUCUCUUGAGAGCAAGAGAAAAAAAACAAGGUUAUGGCAAGACUCCCAGCAGGCCAUAAACUUCAUUUUUCUUGACUGACCCCACCAAGAUGGCCGUCUCAAUCACUGAGCAGGUGCUGUGGGUCCUGCAUCUAUGAAGGGGACAGUGGAGUUUCCUGGGUUAUAAGGAGCCCAAAAAUUAGUGUGAAGAGGUCCUUCCACAAGUGAGCUCAAAAUUCACGUCCAGCUAUCAUCUUCAAACCCUCAGGCAGGUGAGGAUGACCACUCUCGCUUUUUGGAGAAGGGCAUGUGAUCAAGUGAAUGAAUCAUGGACUAAUUUCUGCUUUCAGACAUUCCUCUUCUAUCCAAGCCCAUCUCUCACCCAAGUGAGCUUUCCAGUGGUUUCAGAAAUUCAUUUCUUGAGCCAAUUAUGGUCAGCCCCACACCACCCUACCUGACUGCCACCACCCUUGCAAUAGUGGUAAGCUGGUAAAUUUCCACGGGCUGGGAGCCCACCCCAGGGAGACUUUCAGGGUCCUCAGGGGAGACUGGUCCUCAGCCUGAAGUGGGAAUGAAACCUGAAUGUCUGCCAACUUCAUUAUCAAGCCCAAUCUCUCUCCCCCACAGAUGAAAAUAAAAUGAAUUACAAGUUUCUGAAUAAAAUGAAACACAUGUUUGAUUCAUGGGUUAGCUUCCUCUGCCACAAGAAAACUCUUGGGUAGCUCUUGCGAGCUUUGCUGAAGUCGCAAUAAUCAGUGCCUUUUGCACAUCGAUUUUUUUUUUUAAAUGCCGAGUUCCCUUCUCCUUUAUUUAUUUAGUAGUGUUUCUGGGCUGAAAGAUGCCCCCCCCACUCCCCACCCCCACCCCCAUACUCAGAAUGUUA
This is a messenger RNA of Hipposideros armiger (great roundleaf bat), 4289 nucleotides long. It is a transcript of the gene SYT6, whose product is annotated as synaptotagmin 6. Gene Ontology annotation, biological process: calcium-ion regulated exocytosis. Lineage: Eukaryota; Metazoa; Chordata; Mammalia; Chiroptera; Hipposideridae. Gene Ontology annotation, cellular component: exocytic vesicle; plasma membrane. The coding region runs from base 23 to 1555 and encodes 510 amino acids. The record is from RefSeq and is a predicted model, not a curated record. The transcript is spliced from 8 exons. Gene Ontology annotation, molecular function: phosphatidylserine binding; SNARE binding; calcium ion binding.